This is a messenger RNA of Cygnus olor (mute swan), 6679 nucleotides long. It is a transcript of the gene JADE3, whose product is annotated as jade family PHD finger 3. Lineage: Eukaryota; Metazoa; Chordata; Aves; Anseriformes; Anatidae. Bases 1684 to 4155 code for a protein of 823 amino acids. Gene Ontology annotation, cellular component: histone acetyltransferase complex. The transcript is spliced from 12 exons. Gene Ontology annotation, biological process: regulation of transcription by RNA polymerase II. The record is from RefSeq and is a predicted model, not a curated record.
GCUAAUUACAUUGUGAAACAAGUAAUUUCAAGCAAUAAAUGAGAAGUUUUGAGCAUUUUGCAGAAUGGCUGGCGUUAUACGCACGCCAAAUAACUGCUCCGUUGGGUCACCAUCCGAGCGCCUGGGGGCCCAGGGCUUCAGAGCAAUUCAUAAAUGGGGUUGAUGGUACUGGUUAGUCGUCUUAUGAAACCUAUCAUUCUAGACAUCCCGUUGCAUUGUUCAUCCGAAAUGGGCUAAGCCGCUGUGGGAAAUUGUUUUCCCAGCAAAUUCUAAUUGGUUGCUGAGAGUUACGGAGUUGCUGGUUGUAAUUAGCAGUAGGCUCGCCGCUGCGUGAAGGUGCAACGAAACGUUUUUGCGAGGGUGUGAGGAAGUGAAGGUGCCAGAGAGUCGCAGGCUUUAUUAGAUGCUUUCUGCAUCUCUGAGCUUCCUUAAGGUGAAGUGGACUAUCUUUAGGUUUUUACAACGAGGUUGUGGAUUUAUACCAGAUGAUUUUCAUGGUUUUCAAUGUGGAAAAGGAAUUUUCAUGGUUUUUGAUGUGGAAAAGGGGUAAAAAUCGAGCAGCUUCUGAAUGUUCAUUGUAGUUAGACUCUUAGAAGCUCAGGGAGAAGCAUCAGAUCGCAGUUUAAAACAAUCAAAAGUUCAACUCUGUUAUGAAUACUGAGUAAGGAUUCAAAAUACUUUUGUCAAAGCUUGGUGACUUUCUUUUCUACUUUGAGUCCCUGAAGGAUAAAUAUAGCCUGGAAGCAUUUUCUCAGUUACCCCAAAACUUUAUCCAGUGUAUAUCUGGGUUCUUAUUCUUAUAAUGAUUUUUUCCCGUUGUAGUUAUAAGGGAAAAAGUACCAUUACCGUUCUGCUUCAUAUUAUCAUUGAUCUGUAACCUUGAAAACAACUGGCUUUAUUUUCAGUGCUACCUUGGUAGCAUAAAAAUCUCCAUCUGCCUUUUCUAAGGUGUCUGUGUAAUGCUAUUGGUAGUCUAUGGGGAGCUGGUUACAUGUGUUAAAUAUCUGAGGCUGUCUAAAAAAUUUGAAAUAAUAAAAUGGUUUUCUAAUAUCUUUCCCGGCUAAGCAGCUGUUAUAUCUAUGGGAUUAUUUAUUGUGAAUGAAGCAUCACAGGACCAACUUUCUAAUAUGCAGUCUUGCAAGUCAUUUGUGAGGUGGGAAUUGCACGUUAGGUGAUAGAAGUUAUCAGACAACGCAUGCUAUCAGAAGCAGCUGAGAAGAUGUGGAUUAAAUGAAAAUGUUCACAGGAAUGUCAGCAGCUGCUUGGAAAACUGGGAGGAUGGUUACUAAUUAAUUUUUAAACUAGACAAGUAAAUGUAGCAAAGUUUAACAAUGGUCUCUCCUAAGUCCAGUAUUAACUAAUAACUAAUUGAUGGUGUGGAUGGAGGAGUAAGGAUUAUACUCAUUAAAUAUCCAGCUAAAACUGGAUGGAGCUACGCGUCUGUUUGGGAAGAUGCCUAGCAUUUUACAGGUAUCUUGACAAACUAGAGAAGCAGUCUGGAAAAAGAAGUUGGGUGGAGUGCAGUAGGGGCCAAAGAGGUAGUCGAAGCUGCAGUGGCUGUUUACCAGCAGAACAGGAGGCAGCAGGACCACGUUGUUGCAAAAAGCAAAUGCACUCAGGAGCUUGUGAUGUCAUCAGCUGAAGCGAAAACAUCUACCUCGUGACCUGGCAUGAUGCGUCAGGAUGAAACGCCACAGGCAUCUGAGCACCAGUGACAGUUCAGACAAUGAGAGUCCUUCCACUUCCUUUUCUUCUUGUUCUAAAUACAGGAGCAAGUCAAAAACACCAGCAAAUGAACAAAAGAAACCUGCUGAGGUGUUCCGCAAGGAUCUCAUUAGUGCCAUGAAACUACCGGAUUCUCACCAUGUUAACCCCGAUGAAUAUUAUGUCUUUGCGGACACAUGGAAACAGGAAUGGGAGAAAGGAGUCCAAGUUCCAGCCAGUCCAGAAACAAUUCCACAGCCUUCUCUCAGGGUUGUAGCAGAAAAAGUAAAAGAAGUACUGUAUACACGACCCAGGAAGUACAUCCACUGUUCCAGCCAAGAGCCCACAGAACCAGGUUACAUCAACAUUUUGGAACUGGCAGAAUCUGUGUGUCGCUAUGACUUGGAUGAUAUGGACAUCUUUUGGCUCCAGGAGCUAAACGAAGAGCUUACUGAAAUGGGAUGCGGGCCCCUGGAUGAAAACACAAUGGAAAAGACGAUUGAAGUGCUGGAACGGCACUGUCAUGAGAACAUGAAUCAUGCAAUUGAGACUGAAGAAGGACUGGGCAUAGAGUACGAUGAAGAUGUCAUCUGUGAUGUGUGCCGGUCCCCUGACAGUGAAGAUGGGAAUGAUAUGGUGUUUUGUGACAAGUGUAAUAUCUGUGUCCAUCAGGCGUGCUACGGAAUCUUAAAAGUCCCUGAAGGGAGCUGGCUGUGCCGCACCUGCGUUCUGGGGAUACAUCCUCAGUGCUUAUUGUGUCCCAAACGAGGAGGUGCCAUGAAAGCCACCAGGACAGGGACCAAGUGGGCACACGUGAGCUGUGCCCUCUGGAUUCCGGAGGUUAGUAUUGCUUGCCCAGAAAGGAUGGAGCCGAUCACAAAGGUGUCUCACAUUCCACCAAGUCGAUGGGCUUUAGUGUGUAGUUUAUGCAAACUGAAAACUGGUGCUUGCAUUCAGUGCUCCGUGAAAAGCUGCAUCACUGCCUUUCAUGUCACCUGUGCCUUUGAGCAUAGCUUAGAGAUGAAGACUAUCCUGGAUGAUGGGGAUGAGGUCAAGUUCAAGUCGUAUUGUCUAAAGCACAGCAAGAACAAACAGAAUUCGCUGCCUGACGUUGAUGAGCAUCCCAAAAGUAUGUCAGACCAGAAGCAAACGGAGAGCGAGAAAACCAGUUUGCGAGCCCAGAAACUCCGAGAGCUGGAAGAAGAGUUUUACUCACUCGUUAAAGUGGAGGAUGUUGCAGCAGAACUUGGUCUUCCUAAACUUGCUGUAGACUUCAUCUACAAUUACUGGAAAUUAAAGCGAAAAAGUAACUUUAACAAACCAUUGUUUCCUCCCAAGGAGGAUGAAGAAAAUGGCUUAGUGCAGCCAAAAGAAGAUAGCAUUCAUACUCGCAUGAGGAUGUUCAUGCAUUUGAGGCAGGACCUAGAGAGGGUAAGAAAUCUCUGCUACAUGGUAAGCAGGAGAGAGAAACUGAAGUUGUCUCACAGUAAAGUACAUGAACAGGUCUUCAAUUUGCAAGUCCAGCUCAUUAAUCAGGAAAUUGCUGCAGGCCAUACCCUGACAAGUGCACUAGAGAACACACUGUUCUACCCACCUCCCAGGAUCACCCUGAAGUUAAAAAUGCCCAAAUCAGCACUAGGAGAUUGCAAAAAUAACUCGCUGAAGCCUGGCAACAGACCGCUCUCUCCUGACAACAACAGCACUGUGUACAGCAAAAGGAGCGUGCCGAUGUCAAAGGAACCCUACGAAAUCAAAGCGAAAUCGUACUCCAGGUAUCAGCACGACAGCAGAAGCAACGGGUUGCUUGUCACGGGGGGGAUCGGCAAGCCUCGCAGCGAGGCGAAGGAUUCUGGCCCCGUGCAGGUGCCGGAGUUUCACCGGGGCCAGCCAUCCGGGAAGCCCCUCGCGCUGCAGGCGGCCCUGCACGGACAGGCUUCCAUCGGGAACGGGCGGGCGCAGCAGGAGAACUCGCGGCUGGCGGCCAAGUCCAACGGGCUGAUGCUGGGCAGGGCUGGGGACGUGAGCCAGAGGGACAGCUCCAGCCAGACGCCCUACGAGCAGGAGUCCGUGCUCGCAGCUCAUUUGGCCAGCCAGAGCGGCUUCAGGAAAUCCACCAUAGAACAUUUUAGCCGGUCCUUCAAAGAGGCUACCAACAGUCUGGUGAGGACCACGGAAGAUCUCCGGUGCUGUGAAAAGCCAACGAGAAGACUCGCGACGAAAGACCGCUUGUGGAGCAAGCAGACGCUCGAAGGUGCUCCGUACCAGGACAACGACGGGUACUGUCCCGACUUAGAGCUGAGUGACUCUGAAGCAGAAAGUGAUGAAAAUAAAGAGCAAGUGAGGUUACGACGGAGUAGCUCGGAGAGAGAAAGCCCAAGUAAGGACUUCGGAAGAGAUUGUCACAAUAGAAACAAAAAGAAUAUGAUUUCUCACGGUUCGGUACAAAGGUGAUUAGAAGCCCCCACGGGGUAACUCAGCCUUUAUGUAUUCCGGUGUACCAGUGCAAAGCUCAGCAUCAACAGGUUCCAGAAACCAGUACAGGACCUACGACAGGAAGAACUGCAGGAGGGGAUGGGGGAGGGCGGAGAAAUGGGAGUCGUUUUGUUCAACUGUGAAUUGGCUUGCAGCCUUCGCAAGGCUAACCGAGUUACUGCAGAGUCGCGUAGAAAUGGACGGGGUUUACUAGAGGUUAACAUCUGGGGAAGCGUGAGGCGGUUGGGCCUUGCGUAAAUUCAGGAAACUGCUUCCUCCUUGCCAGCUUGCGUGCAAGGCAAGAUGCUCACACUAUGUCAGCCGUGUGGCGCUGGACAGGUAAUAAAGGAGUCCUUGCAUUGCUCGAGCCCGUUGCAGGGGGCUGCAGACGGAGACGCUGAAACCGCGUCCUUACAGCACCUGCCACGUGGCGUUGAUCCAGCAAGGCACUUGGGGACGCGCGAGAAAGCUGAGCGCAUGAAAAACCCUGCUGCUUUCCCUCGGGUGGCCCAGCCCGUGCCCAAGUGCUCUGCUGGAUCAGGCCCAAAGCGACUACUAAGCGACGGCCCCUUCCGCGCGGGGCCUCGAACGGCGGUGGCAUUUGCAGGCUCCUUGCGGAGGGUGGAAGCCGGCGUCGCUGGCGCUGCCAAACUCACUGACCUCUAGACGUGCCCCCGGUCCCUGCUCUCGCUGAAGGUCGUGUUUCUCUUCGCAAUUAUUUGCUUAUUUUGUAAAUAUACAACUUCUAGUACUUCAUUUUUUUUUUAAUCUCUGUACAUAGUUGCUUGUUGUGGGAUGCACUUGUAAAUAUUUUACCCAGCUAACAAGUACAGAUGGCUAAUUUUGUGGAUAGUGUUUACAAAAGUAGAUGUACUACUUCAAAGAAAAAUGCUAUUUGACACUUAAAUUUAGGCAAUCACCGGUGAUGCCAGGUUCCUCUUGAAACUGAAAUUUCACAUCCGGAGGUGUUUGUACCUGGUGUUUUUAAAAUAAGAUGAAUUAGAAAUAAUUUUGCCUGAACUUUUUAUUUAGGCACGAAUUUUCAACCCUAGCUGCCUCAAUGUGGGCUUAGGAGCCCCACUUCUGGCAUCUAGGCCUGUGAAAUUUUAGCCAGUCAUCAUUUGGAGUAUGUUUUUUUUAUUGCUGAUAAUUUAUGGUUACGUUAAGCUGCUUUUCAACCUCUGGAUCAGUUGCUGUUUCCCAAACUAAAACUUUUUUUUUAACGUGCUUUAAAAUCAGUUGUUAACCAGCGUUUAAACUUCAACCUCUGUUGGGGAAGCGAGAAGGGAGGGGAAACCCUUUUCGGUUUGUUUAUUUUGUCCAGGAUUUCUGUUUGAAUGUGGACAAAUUUCUUGUGUUCUAGACCGUGUUGUGUUGAUCGACAAAGUAACCGCACUGUUCUUCUCUGAAAUGCCGUACGUUUCAUAAAUCCGCAGCAUCCUCUGUCCCCACGUCACCGGCUGAGCUGGGACAUGGGCUGCAUAGGGCAUCCUGCACGCCUCUGUUCAGAUGGGGGCUCAUUUUCCCUACAAAUGAAAGGUUCACACCCGGUGUCACGAUGACUAUGCAGAAGCCAAACAGCAUGUUUUUCUUCUCCAUUAUCUUAAUUUACUGCUUUUAGUUUGGGAAAUAACAACGCUCUUAGGUUUGGUUUAAGCUUUGAAAUCUCCCUCGUUGCAAUAGGACUAGCAAGUCAGGGGCUGGAGGGCUUUAAUGAAAUAAAAAAAACACGAAACGGCAUCCUUAGCAAUCGUGCUCUAUUUGCUUCAUGCAGUUUCUUUUUUUUUUUCUCCCCACUUCUUGAUUUUAUGUAUAUUUGUGUAAUUUGUCUUUCUAGAGCUGUAUCUUCAAAAUUAUUUCUUUUGGUGUAAAUAUGCAGUAGCAUUUUAGGUUUCCACAUAUUUUAUUUUAAUGGGAAAUGCUUUGUGUUCUAAGCCAUGGGUCAUUCAGAAUAAGUAAACAAAUGUUUGUUCAUUUGUAUUCCAGUUCUGACUCUCUUAGUUUUCCUUCGAUAUUUAUUAGUAAUCCUCUUACUGGUCACAAAAUUUUAUGAAGCUUGCGUUGGGAACACUUACGUGGGAGGCUGGCAAAGCGUUCAUGCCAUUUUGUGGCCAGAAGCAUAUGGCGGAGGGGAGGAAAAUGGUGCUUCAGCAAAACUCAGCAUUUCUGCUCUUCUGGGGUUAUUAAUUCAGUUGUUUCCCGCCUGGGCAAUGGUUUUGCUAAGUUUUACAUGAUUUUAAUAGAUAUAUGAAGGAGCCCUUGGUUACGUAGUUCUCAAGUAUUGUCCCCAAAGUGCAUUUGCUAGUUUUUAUUGUGUGUUCGGUGGCUAACUGUUUGAAGUAUUACCUCUUAACCUUAUUUGUCAUUUUUUUUGUGUUUUUGCAUUUUGUUUUAUAUAUAUAAAUAUAUAUAUAUAUUCAAUUUUCCAAGAUGGACUCGGUCUUUUUCAGAUGUCCCCUUUUUACAAGUACUUUUUCAUUAAAUUAUGAAACUGCUAACAGUA